AUGGACUGGCAUUCGGAGGUGUUUGAUCGCAUCCAGCUUCAGCACUGGACGCCUUGUCCGACGUCUCCGAUCGUCAAUCUCUUUGAAUGGAAUUCGGAUGAAGUUGGCUUGUCCAGUAGUGUAACUCUCCUACGCGAGAACGACAACGUGCUAGCACUAAGAGGCUCGGAGAUUGCCGUCAUCGAUAUUCCUUGA
This is a messenger RNA of Penicillium coprophilum, 195 nucleotides long. RefSeq lists its product as uncharacterized. NCBI's taxonomy places the organism in Eukaryota, Fungi, Ascomycota, Eurotiomycetes, Eurotiales, Aspergillaceae. Bases 1 to 195 code for a protein of 64 amino acids. The transcript is spliced from 2 exons. The record is from RefSeq and is a predicted model, not a curated record.